AAACUCCGCUAAGUUUCCGUUUGUUCUCUAUAUAUUGCGGCGGUUGCCUCCAUUUCUCUCUCUUCAAACCAUUCUCCAUUUUCAUUUCCAUUCCCACACUAGAAUCUGUAAUUCUUGAGAAAUAGGAGAGAGCGAAAAUCUUCAAAUGGGUGAGAAAGAUGACGGAGGGAAGAAGGCGGCUGCGGAGGGCGGAGAGAAGAAGGCGGCGGAAGUCGGAGGGAAGAAAGAUGAGGGGCCAACCACCGUUGUUUUGAAGCUGGACUUGCAUUGCGAAGGCUGUGCCAAGAAAGUCAGACGGGCCGUUAGCCAUUUCGAAGGUGUUGAGAAAGUGAAGGCUGACUGUGCGGCCAACAAGUUGACUGUGACCGGAAAUGCGGACCCCGCCUGGCUCCGUGAGAGAGUUGAAUACCAAGAAGAAGAGAAGGUGGAGCUCGUCUCCCCUCAGCCCAAGAAGGAUGCCGCCGGCGACAAGAAGGCCGACGAGAAAUCUUCAGACAAGAAGGCAGAAGAAAAAAAGGCCGAGGAUAAGAAACCCAAAGAGCCUGUGGUUAGUACAGUGGUGAUGAAAAUCAGACUGCACUGUGACGGAUGCGCCCACAAGAUAAAGAGGGUCAUAUUUAAGAACAUUGAUGGGGUUAAUUCAGUAAAAACGGAUUUACCGAAAGAUUUGGUCACGGUGACCGGAACCAUGGAGGUGAAGGAACUUAUAGCUUAUUUGAAAGAGAAGCUCAAAAAGAAUAUAGAAAUAGUUCCUCCAAAGAAAGACGAUGGUGGUGGUGACAAGAAGGAAAAAGAAGGAAGCGGAGGAGACAAAAAGGAGAAAGAAGGAGGAGGAGACAAGAAGGAAGACAAAAAAGAAGGCGGUGGUGACGGUGGCAAGAAAGAAGCGGAGUCGAAAGCUGCGGGCGGAGGUGGAGAAGGAAGCAAGGCCGUGGAAGGGGCAAAAUUGGAAAUUAACAAACUGGAGUACCAUGGCCUCAAUCCACAAACGUACUACGCCAUGCCCAUGUACAAUCAGAGUUAUUCCAACCAAGACUACGGCGUCCAAAUGUACCAUCAUCAAGCUUACCCUAACCAAGUUUAUCAUGGUUACGCUAACCAUGGUUAUCCUAAUACGGGCUACGUCGUACAAUACGCACACGGACCUCCUCCUCCGCCACCAACGUAUAUGAACAUAAACGAUCAAAUGUUCAGCGACGAAAACCCUAAUGGAUGCUCCGUGAUGUGAACAUGAAUUAAUUGAAAUUUUCAAAAUGUAUAUAAAUACUUAGAAUGAUGAGGAGGAGGGAAAAACAUAUACGAGAACAAAAUUUCCUUGUAGGAUAAAAUAUUAUAAAUAUAUUAUUACAGUGUAGUAGAAAUAUUAAAUCAGACCCGGGUGCUAGGUGGCCGGUGUUUGUUAGGUUGUUCUGUUGUUUGACUUGUACGCUGUAUUGUUUUAUAAUUGUUAGUUAAUUAAAUAUAUACUCAAUUUUGCUAAGCUAA
Sesamum indicum (sesame) is the source of this 1485-nucleotide messenger RNA. RefSeq names its product heavy metal-associated isoprenylated plant protein 6. Gene Ontology annotation, molecular function: metal ion binding. NCBI's taxonomy places the organism in Eukaryota, Viridiplantae, Streptophyta, Magnoliopsida, Lamiales, Pedaliaceae. The record is from RefSeq and is a predicted model, not a curated record.